AUUUGGUGGUAUUAGUAUUGAUAUGUCCAAAAGGGAGAACUCAUUGUUAUUUAAAAUCCCAAAACCACAUGUUACAGAGCAUACCUACUAAUUUUUGCAAUAAUGGAGAAAGCGUUCACAUUUUUUCUCUUAACACUCUUGUUGCUUAUGACUAGUUCAGUCAUGACCCAAACUAACUUUACUACUGAUCAAUUAGCUCUUUUGUCCUUAAAAUCUCGAAUCAUUUCGGACCCCUCUCACUUCUUGGAUGAAAACUGGUCUCUCGCUUUUUCUGUUUGUCAUUGGGUUGGAGUCACUUGUGGCUCUCGCCACCAUAGAGUAAAGUCCUUGAAUCUUUCCAACAUGGCUCUUACUGGGGGAAUUCCCCGUGAAUUUGGAAACCUCACAUUUCUUGUUUCUCUCGACCUGGGAAGCAACAAUUUCCAUGGAAAUUUGCCUCAAGAAAUGACACGCUUGCGUCGGCUUAAGUUUCUUGAUUUAAGUUUCAACAGCUUCAGCGGGAAGGUUCCUUCUUGGUUUGGAUUCUUACACCAACUUCAAUUUCUAAAUCUUAGGAAUAAUAGUUUCACUGGUUCUAUCCCGUCUUCAUUUUCUAAUAUUUCCAAACUUGAGAAUUUGAAUCUGAAAUUCAAUUCCAUAGAGGGUAAAAUCCCAAAAGUGAUUGGAAGUCUUAUAAACCUUAGAAAAUUAAACUUGAGGGGUAACAAGUUCAUCGGUUCUAUUCCUCUGUCACUCUCGAAUGUCUCAAGGUUGGAGAUUUUAGAUUUAUCUGCAAAUUUACUUCAAGGGAACAUUCCAGAAGGGAUCGGCUAUCUUCACAACAUGAACUUGUUGGGCAUACAAUAUAAUCAACUUACGGGUUCUAUACCGUUAACAAUUUUCAAUAUUUCUGGAAUUGAAGUCAUUGCAUUUACAGGCAAUGGCUUAUCAGGAAAUCUCCCCAAUGGUUUAUGCAAUGGUCUCCCAAUACUUAAAGAACUUUAUCUGUCUUCUAACAAGCUUCGCGGUCAUAUGCCUAAAAGCUUAUCAAAUUGUUCACAACUUCAACUAUUGUCUUUAUUGGAAAAUGAUUUUGAUGGACCAAUACAUAGUGAAAUUGGAAGAUUGAGUAACUUGCAGAUAUUAGAACUCGGAGCUAACCAUUUCACUGGGAUAAUUCCACAGGAAAUUGGAAAUCUUGUUAAUUUAAUGGAAUUAGGUGUGAAGAGAAACCAGAUUACCGGUUCUAUCCCAAUCUCCAUUUUCAACAUCUCAUCACUGCAAGUGUUGUCAUUGACGUGGAACAAUCUUAGUGGAUUCUUACCACGGGAAAUUGGAAACUUAACCAAAAUGCAAGUUUUAUCUCUUAGCAAAAAUAGGUUUACUGGUGAAAUACCUAAAGAGAUAAGCUAUCUCGUUGAGUUGGAGGCAUUAGCUAUUGCGGAUGAUGGUUUGAGUGGUCCACUUAAUAUGGAGAUAUUCAACAUAUCAGCACUGAGACGAAUGGCUCUUUCAUUCAACAAUCUAUCAGGAAGCCUCCCACCAAACAUAGGUUCUAUCUUACCCAACAUUGAACGUAUUUAUAUGAGUGACUUAACCAAUCUUGUUGGGACUAUUCCACAUUCAAUCUCCAAUUGUUCAAAACUUACUCGUCUAGAGCUUUCUAACAACAAACUCACUGGCUUGAUUCCCAAUUCUUUUGGGUAUUUGAAGCAUCUACAGCUCCUAAACUUGGAGGGAAACAAUUUAACAAGUGACUCAUCAUUAAGCUUCUUGACUUCCUUAACCAAUUGCAGACAUUUGACGAUUCUUUCUCUGUCUUUGAACCCUCUAAAUGGCAUGCUUCCAGUCUCUGUAGGUAACCUUUCCACAUCUCUUCAAAGGUUUUAUGCAGCAAUUUGUGAAAUCAAUGGGCGAAUUCCAAAUGAAGUUGGGAACUUAAGCAGCUUAUUUUUCCUUGUUCUUUCUGGAAACAAUUUGGUUGGAUCAAUUCCCACAACAAUUGGCAACUUGAGAAACCUUCAGCGGUUUAACUUGAGUGACAACAAACUUACUGGAUUUAUUGGAGAUAACAUUUGUAAAAUGCAGCGUUUGGGUGAUAUUUACUUGGGUCAAAAUCAACUUUCAGGAUUUCUUCCUAAUUGCUUAGGAAACAUUACUUCCAUCAGAGAGAUACAUCUCAGUUCCAACAAAUUGAGUUCCAAUAUACCACCAAGCUUAGGAAACCUUAAAGAUCUAAUAGCUCUUGACUUAUCGUCAAACUACAUGGUAGGUUCUUUACCUCCAGAAAUUGGAAAUCUAAAGGCUGUGACACUGGUGGAUCUAUCAAUGAAUCAAUUCUCAAAUGGAAUUCCUAGAGAAAUUGGAGGAUUGCAAAAUUUGGCACACCUUUCUUUGAGACACAACAAGUUACAAGGAGCUAUACCUGACUCAAUGAGCAACAUGGUAGGUUUGGAAUUCCUAGACCUUUCUCACAAUAAUAUAUCUGGAAUCAUUCCUAAGUCUUUGGAGAAACUUCAAAACUUGAAGUAUUUCAAUGUUUCUGUCAACAAAUUGUAUGGUGAAAUACCCUCAGGGGGUCCUUUCAAGAACCUCUCGAGUCAGUUUUUCAUCCACAAUGAAGCAUUGUGUGGUUCUUUAAGAUUUAGUGUUCCGCCAUGCCCCACUUCAUCAAAGCACAGAUCAAAUAGGAAAAAAUUGCUAGUUCUUUUUCUUUUGCUCGCAAUUGUAGUUGUAUUUGUUCCUACGACCUUUGUGCUCCUAUGGAUAAGGCAUAGAAGAGGCAAGAGAGAUCCUCCACAAGUUGAGUCAUUGUCUACCGUAACAAAAGAAAGAAUUUCAUACAAUGAAUUGCUCCAAGCAACUGAUGGGCUUAGCGAGAGUAAUCUGAUUGGUUUUGGAAGCUUUGGCUCUGUGUACAAAGGCAUUCUCAGAAGUGGAAGUGUCAUUGCAGUUAAAGUGUUCAAUCUACAACUGGAUGCGGCAUUCAAGAGUUUUGAUACGGAAUGUGAAGUUUUGUGUAGCCUUCGCCAUAGGAAUCUCAUAAAAGUCAUUACUAGUUGUUCCAACCUUGAUUUUAAGGCUUUAGUUCUUGAGUAUAUGCCUAAUGGAAGUCUUGAGAAGUAUUUGUAUUCGCAUAACUACUUCCUAGACAUCAGGCAGAGGCUAAGCGUAAUGAUAGAUGUGGCAUGUGCAUUGGAAUAUCUUCACCAUGGGUGCUCAUCGCCUGUGAUCCACUGUGAUCUGAAGCCUAGUAAUGUCUUGCUGGACGAGGAUAUGGUUGCCCACCUAAGCGACUUUGGCAUUUCAAAGCUGCUUGGUGAAGAUGAGAGUUAUUUAUACACAACAACCUUAGCAACAUUGGGUUAUAUUGCGCCAGAGUAUGGACAAGAUGGAUUGGUGUCUACUAAAUGUGAUGUCUAUAGUUAUGGAAUCAUGUUGUUGGAAACAUUUACCAAGAGAAAGCCUAGUGAGUUUGAGGGAGAUGUUAGCUUGAAACAAUGGGUGAGUCAUUCACUUCCUGAUGCAGUAAUGGAUGUUGCGGAUUCCAACCUGGUUCCACCGAUGGAUAAUCACUUGAAGAGGAAUUUAGAUUGUGUAGCAUCAAUCAUGAAAGUGGCACUAGAUUGUUGUGUUGAAUCUCCAGCAAGACGCACAAACAUGAAAGAUGUUGUAGGGAUACUACAGAAGAUCAGGAUUCAACUUCUCACAUGUUGAACAUGCUCUUGGCGACUCUUGUUCCAAAAAACUUGUUUUGUUUCAAAUGUUUGUUAAAUAAAUGUAUUGAUGUGAAGAAUGAUUUUUUUGUUGGGCAAUUAAAGGAAUUUUAUUAAUUACCAAGUGGGAUAUUUACAAGACCAAGGGAUAGUACUCCUUGACUAUUGUGUAAUCGUUUACAAAAUGGAUCAAUUUGCGUAAGAUUUUACAUAUUGA
Molecule: messenger RNA, 3912 nt
Organism: Capsicum annuum
Lineage: Eukaryota; Viridiplantae; Streptophyta; Magnoliopsida; Solanales; Solanaceae
Product: probable LRR receptor-like serine/threonine-protein kinase At3g47570
Exons: 4
Coding region: 103-3696 (1197 amino acids)
Biological process (GO): protein phosphorylation
Cellular component (GO): plasma membrane
Molecular function (GO): protein kinase activity; protein binding; ATP binding
Source: RefSeq, a predicted model, not a curated record